Messenger RNA from Thalassophryne amazonica, 1940 nucleotides. RefSeq names its product cholinergic receptor, muscarinic 4b (gene chrm4b). Gene Ontology annotation, cellular component: synapse; dendrite; plasma membrane. Lineage: Eukaryota; Metazoa; Chordata; Actinopteri; Batrachoidiformes; Batrachoididae. Gene Ontology annotation, molecular function: G protein-coupled acetylcholine receptor activity; G protein-coupled serotonin receptor activity. The transcript has a single exon. The record is from RefSeq and is a predicted model, not a curated record. Gene Ontology annotation, biological process: adenylate cyclase-inhibiting G protein-coupled acetylcholine receptor signaling pathway; G protein-coupled receptor signaling pathway, coupled to cyclic nucleotide second messenger; chemical synaptic transmission.
CAGGGGCAGAGAAAAGAGCAGACCCUAAAGAACAUGCAAACUCCACACAGAAAGGGACCAGGUGGGAAGCGAUCCCAUGACCUUCUUGCUGUGAGGCAACAGUGCUAACCACUAAGUCACCGUAUUGGCAAGUAACAGAUUCCACUUGCUUGUAAUUGAAAAAAUAACGCAGUAACACAACCUGAACAUGAAUCUGCACCCUUAAAAUUGGGUGAAAACAUCAAACAUAAAAAGUAUUGUAAAGCCAACAAAUUCUCCCCAGUCGGACAUAAAAUCGGACAAAGUGAAAGUCUGUUCUUUCAUUUAUUGUAGUCAUCAAGCUAAAAUAACAAAAGCCUUUGAAUGCACAAGUAUUUAUGAACCAGUCUAAAACAGAAACGGAUGUAAACUCACUUGUAACAGAUAAGUUUGUAUUUGUGGCACACUGAUAACGUAAUGCAUCUGUCUGACCGCGUCUGUGUGUUCCAGAAAGUCAUGGGUCAAACAUCUGAGGCUGUGCUCAACACCUCCGACUGGCUCCGCCCCUGUGAUAACGGCUCCUGUCUGUCACACACAGCAGUGGCGUGCCCCUACACCACCACUCAGCUGAUCCUUAUUGUCAUGACAACCAUCUCCCUCGGCAUGAUCACCAUCAUGGGAAACAUGCAGGUAAUUUUGUCGAUCAUAGUAAACCGUCAACUACGAACAAUUAACAACUACUUUGUGUUGAGCUUGACGGUGGCUGACCUGAUCAUCGGUCUGGUUUCCAUGAAUCUGCAUACCCUCUACCUGGUCCAGCAUUACUGGCCGCUUGGCUCUAUAGCUUGUGAUCUGUGGCUUGUUCUGGAUUACGUAGUCAGUCACGUAUCGGUCUUGAACCUGCUGCUUAUCAGUUUAGACAGAUAAUUCUGUGUAACUCGUCUGCUCACCUACCCUGCUUUGCGCACUGGUAGAAUGGCCGGUCUGAUGAUCAGUGCUGCCUGUAUGCUCUCCUUCCUGCUUUGGGCGCCUGCCAUCCUCAGCUGGCAGAAUGUCAAUGGCAAACGUGUUGUUCCCAAAGGAGAGUGUUAUAUUCACUUGCUAGCCAGCCCUGCUGUAACCCUCGGGACCACGCUGCUCUCCUUUUACCUUCCAGCAUUUGUCAUGAUUGUCUUGUACAGCAGAGUAUCUGCUGCCAGUCGUGGUCGUCUGAGGUCAAAGCAAGAUUCUGUCACGAUGACAAGUCCAUCUGCACAAGAGUUCCUCUUGAAAAGAAAGAGCUGGGUUCCUAGUGAGCCAGCAAAAAAGACAGGCUCCAACUCUCUGAACCCAUCAGAGUCCAGCACAAAGUCUAGAACACCUCACAAAGCGUCCGGAGGUUCAGACAAGGCAUCUGAGCAGACAGAUGGAUCAGCGAUGACAUCUCCUGUACAGUGUCAUCUUCAGGUUCUUGCCCAACACAGGGAAGAGAGGAAGCCAAACAUUACUCCUAAAACAGAACUGGACUGUUCAUUCAACACUGAGCACCAGACAAAAACCUCAGCUGCUUUCUAUGGUGUUCCCAGCUUCAAGUCUCAGGAUAGCAAGAGGCAUCGUAUGGUGGCUCGUGAGAGGAGGGUUACUAAGACCAUUCUAACCAUUAUGUUGGCUUUCAUCUUUACCUGGACUCUGUACAACAUCAUGGCUGUUGUGGCUACUUUCUGUCACACCUGCAUCCCUCACACACUGUGGACCACAGGGUAUUGGCUCUGCUACGUCAACAGCACCAUCAUCCCUGGCUGCUACGCCCUCUGUAACACCACAUUCAGGAAAACCUUUUGCAGCCUGCUACGAUGCCACAGUACAAAACUACGGUGAUACCUGUGCCUGUUCAAAGUCCCGUCGGUGGUCCAGAGCCAGACUGACCUACAAUCCAAGUAAGACUUCACCAUAUGCCACAAGAUGUUUGAGGAAUGUGACAGAUUAUGUCUGAUUGCGGCUGU